Caenorhabditis sp. 36 PRJEB53466 is the source of this 3506-nucleotide messenger RNA. NCBI's taxonomy places the organism in Eukaryota, Metazoa, Nematoda, Chromadorea, Rhabditida, Rhabditidae. The record is from the annotation of a GenBank genome assembly.
AUGCAGUCGAUGGCUCAACAAGAUGACGGUUUGGGCGACGAAAACGUACAUGUAAAAGAACUAAAAAGGGUGAGUUUUUUUUCAAAAAAUCGAUUCACUUCAUAAAAAAACUAUUUUGCAGCUGUUCAAUUCCUGCAAUUCGGAACGAAAUGGGCUGUUAGACAAGGAAGGACUGCUCAUUUUGUGCGACAAACUCAGCUUGUCGGUUUUUGCGGGAAGCAUAAUCGAACGAGUGCUUCUAACGGACCAUGCUAUUAACUUUAACGUGAGCUGACUUCCGCAUUUCCUGAAUUAGCCUCAAAAACCUCAAUUUGCAGCAAUUCAAAGACCGCUUCCUACUAUUCCUGCCGGAAAUCAUCGACUUGGCGUCCGGAAACCAAGAUGAACUGCUGAUUGCUGCCUACAAAUCCAGUUCCUCGCUUGGCAUUAAAGACACGCAACGGUGUGUGGCGUAAUUGUUUUGCCAUUAGAUUGAUGAGCGAUAUUGUUGCAGUCUGACACGUUAUGACGUCCACACAAUCUGCGAGUCGACGUCGGAGCUGGAUCUUCUGUCGGUCGGCGAUGUGAAUGGGAUAUUCGAUAAAUGCGCAAUAUCGGGCAAAGUGACUCUGGUCGACUUUGUGUCACAGUACAGGGCACGUCAAAAGAUGUCGGAAGAAGUGAGAGUGGAUAAUUUGCGGCAUCAGUCAUUUUAUGCCUUCAGAUUCACUUUAUUGCCGAUUCCUACCGGAUAUCAACAGUCAAUUUGUUUGAAUCUCUUGAUGUUUCCAACACUGGGUGAGCAGCCGCUAUAGCCGAUCAAUUGUGCUUCAAAGAGCCAACGAUUGGGAGAAAUGCAAUGAAUUAUUCCUUUAUUUUGUAGAGAAGCUGAUCAUUCGGCCGUCAUUGAAUAUCUAACGACUUCCGGACUCAAGUUAGAAGAAGCCAUCUCUUUGUUGAAGGUACUGCUCACAUUUUAUGCUUCUCUGAACACUCUUUGUUCCAGGAUUUCGGGCAGCCGUCAUCAGCCAUGAUUGGACUAGUUGGGCUCGGAAACUACCUCGAAACAACACUAUCCCAUCUUCUCAACUCUUCUCCGAUUGCCGCCAGAGCAGCCUUCUACUGCAUGAAAUCUCUUUUGGAGAACUAUAGGCAAUAACUUUGCCCCUGGCCAACAACAAAUUACUGUUUUCUUUAGAUGCACUGUCCGGGAAUUUGAAAUGCGGUGUGAGCACUUGCAAAAGCAGAUUCACAUUGCCAAUCAACGAAGAACGCUUCUCAUUGAAGAACUUGAUCAGAAUCAGCAAAGCAUCGAAGCGAGUUACAACAACAGACUCAAGUGAGUUUCGCUUUUUCUUUUUAUUAAAUUCCUUAUCUUAAUUAUCUUUAGAGAAAUGGAAGAGCGAUGCAGGGGACGAGUUGCCGCGAUGGAGGAGAAGUUCCGGAUGGAAAGGCUAGAGAUGCAAAAGGAAAUGGAGACCGUAAGCUGAUUGCAGAUGUUUAGAAAACAUAAUUUCGUUUAGAUUGAGAAAGAUCUGUCGUUUGUGCGACAUAAUGAAACAUCUCUGAAGAACAAACUGCAACUGGUGGAACGGCACAACAAGCGUAUUAGCACGGAACUGCAAGAUCAAACGGACGCAGUCAGCGUUUUGGAGCAGGAAAACCGAGAGCUUCGAGCGGAACUGAGGAAGAAGCAACAGUUCCGGGUGUCCGAGGAUAAUGCGAAGAUUAUGGCUUGGAAGCAGAAAGUGGAACUCAUGGUCGCCCAUAAUAAGGUUUGCAUUUUGAAAUCUUCACAGCCCCUAACGACUACUAUUCUCAGAGGUUACGGGAGAAGCUGAGAGACAUUUCGAAAAAUUCCAAAUACGAUCACUCUUCGGAUACGUACAUCCAAUGGACACCACCAUUCCGCAGUCAGCUACUGUUGAUCCGGAAGCGUCGAAUACAAAAAGGAGACACGUUAUCAGAGAUGGACAGUGAACCGGAGUCAAUAUUCUAUAGACGACGACGGAAAAGGCUGCACAAAAAACGGGAUCGCAUGCGUAGAUACGAAAGUAUCCAUAACUUACAAUCGGGUUCAAAUCGUGAGUGUUUUAAAGUUUUCUCGUGGACAAAUCUAAUUUUAGGUCAAAACGACGAUGGUACAAUAACAACGUUCAGUGAGAAUAGUAGGGGUUCAAUGUAAGUUCUUAUCGGAAACAGAACCCAGAAAACUUAAUCUUAGCAGAUUGUCACCAAGGAAUCGAGGAAUGCUGAUAUCGUUGAAUGACAAUGAUCAAAACUUGUCCAGUGAUCGACUGCUCAUCAACAGGGCAAAGGUAGGAAACCACUCUUGAAAACUUGUAAAUAACUGAAAUUCUGGAAUCAUCUUCAGUCUUUACUCGAAAAGUAGGUUGAGGCAAGUGAUGAAAGUAGAAGUCGUUGGUCCGCUUGUUGUCAUUGUUUGAGGUCGUACAGUGAGAUCAGUCAACUAUGGUUUUUAUUCCGCACGAGCUCGGCAAACUUCCAUUUCAAAACGUUCCGCUUACUUUUUCCCUCGUUGCUUUUGUUUCGGCGUUUAGUUGCUGUUGCGUUCAUGAAAAAUGUAGAAUCCCAAAUGCUAACCAAUCGGAUUGACGUACUUUGCAAAAAAAUAAGUAAUUUUCAGAAUUCGGACCGAACAAAAAAGUCCGCAACUGCAUUCGAUGAACUCCCACACGUGAAUGGCUAUGAAGUUGAGAUCAAAGUACGCUUUUGUCUCAAAACUUUCAAAAUAUCGCCCUUGCAGAUGCUUCAAUCAUCACUAGCCGCUCAAAAACAAAUGUACGAGGGUCAAAUUCUGAACUUGACCAGAAAAGUGUCCCAACUGCAAAACAGUGAGGAAUCAUCCACCCGGUUUUACUCCUUCUUUGAAAAAUACAGGUAGCAGUCAAACUUUUUGGUAGGAAAUAACGAACCAAUGAAUUGCAGAACAAAUGACACUGAAAUCAAGUCGCCGGGAACUAUCAGUGUAGAGAAAAACGGGUCUCGCAACCGAAUCGCCACGACGUUCUGCGCACGAUGCGUCAAAAUUGAGCCCAAGAUAAAUGACCUCAACAUUAUCUUAGGAGGAACUAUCAAGAACAUGACCAUUGAGGAUCCGGUGCCUACCAUUAUGAAUCAAGUGAGUCGAGAAGAAGAGUUGAAGAACAAGUUUGUGCUCCUGCAGGAUCAUGCGUAUCUCCACACCGAAAUAGGAAGGCUGAAGAGUCGGUUGGCUUCUGCAAAGUGCAAAGUGUCAGAAAUAGUGGCCAUAAUGGCUUUACCUGUAGCAGUGCCACGUCAUCAUGCGGCCAGCGACUUCUCUAAACCGCAACCGUUUUCAAUUCGGUGAGGAUCGUUUCUUCGGCGGUUAUGAGUUGACUCAUUUCUCAAUUUCCAGAAACCAACGAUCAUUUGCCGAUCUUCGCGAACGAACGCCAUUAUCCGAAAAGUCUGAAUCAUCCCGUGAUUGCGUAAUCGACCCGUCUCAAUUCACUCCGUCAAGCAUUUUUUCGAAACAGUUUUAA